Messenger RNA from Aureobasidium pullulans EXF-150, 645 nucleotides. RefSeq lists its product as uncharacterized. Bases 214 to 378 code for a protein of 54 amino acids. Lineage: Eukaryota; Fungi; Ascomycota; Dothideomycetes; Dothideales; Saccotheciaceae. The record is from RefSeq and is a predicted model, not a curated record. The transcript has 3 exons.
AUAUCUUUUGCCUCGACCUCUUCCAGAAGACAUUCUAUCUCAUUGACCUUCUCACCACCUUCCCCUCGACCAUUUGUGCCUUCCUACCGUCGUUCUAGUCGACCUUAAUCCAUUCGCUUCUUCUGUCCAACAACUCUGUCGACAAUUGAUCACUCAAUUCACCAGCCCCAACACUCCACACAACCAAUCCUCACUCCUCCCACUUCCAGCACAAUGGCCAUCUCUGGAUCUUGCGAGCACCGCUUCAGGGUGAUCAAAUCCGACACGACUCUCAUCAUCUGGAACUGCAGCCUAUGUCAUUCGGGCCCGCAUUGGUUCAUCUACGAAUGCACAAAAUGCAAGGUCAAGAGAUGCGAGCCCUGCACUCGCAAAGCAUAAAAGAGCCGGAGAGACGCAAUGUCAUCGGCAACACCGAGCCCAUGGACUGACUUGAAAUGGAAUAGUUCUUUUUUUCGACCUGCUUGCGUACCGAUGUCUCUACCCCUUGACGCAGAUCAAUCGCAUGCAUCCGCCUACAUGCAUGGCCCUUCUUCCCCACCAUGUCCAGUCCUCAUCUAAUUCGCUUGGCUCACAAUCUUCUCUCCCGAGCAUCUGGGUCACGAUGACUUUCGCGCGAUCAACCGACGACAUGCUACUACAUUAGCG